UAAGACAGCAACAAGAAAGUUUAAACAUGGCAAUGGUGUGGACAGCGAUCCUUGCUUGUAGUUUCUUGUGUACAAGUUCUCAGAAAAUUUACUCGGAAGAAAACCAUCGCUGUGCUAGUGAUGGAGAGACAAUGAUGCAAAUACGAGAGGUUCUGAUUAAGCAAGAGAGGUUCCAAGAAACUGUAGAUUCCCUCAAGAAGAUGAUGAAAAGACUCGAGGAAAAUACAGGCAAGAUGAUGAGGAGACUCGAGAAAGAUGUAACCAAGAUCAAGAGUGACAUAAAAAUAUCUGAUUGUCAGGAUCUAUUUUUUACCGGACGCAAACUGUCCGGAGAAUAUCGUAUAGAUCCCUUUGGCAACGGGAGCUACGUCACAGUUUACUGUGAUAUGAAGACUGACGAAGGAGGGUGGACAGCAAUUCAGAAACGCAUAAGCCAAUCUGUUGGUUUUAACAGGACUUGGGAGGAAUAUAAAAGAGGAUUUGGUAAUGUAACAGACUCUUACUGGAUAGGCAAGGUAUGGGAUAAAGUAAUAUAA
Molecule: messenger RNA, 536 nt
Organism: Saccostrea cuccullata (small rock oyster)
Lineage: Eukaryota; Metazoa; Mollusca; Bivalvia; Ostreida; Ostreidae
Product: fibrinogen-like protein 1
Exons: 4
Coding region: 27-536 (169 amino acids)
Source: RefSeq, a predicted model, not a curated record